Molecule: messenger RNA, 6398 nt
Organism: Antechinus flavipes (yellow-footed antechinus)
Lineage: Eukaryota; Metazoa; Chordata; Mammalia; Dasyuromorphia; Dasyuridae
Product: ankyrin repeat domain-containing protein 26-like
Exons: 32
Coding region: 179-6052 (1957 amino acids)
Molecular function (GO): protein binding
Source: RefSeq, a predicted model, not a curated record
CUAAGUUUCAAUAGGUUAUAACUAUGGCUCUCUCGCAGGUCCCUGAACCUCCAGCAGCCAGUUAUAGAAAUUUCCCCCUUUAAAUCUGGAGCGGAGCCUAGACCUCGGAGAAGGUUAAGGGGACUAAGAGAGGACUCCCCCGCGAGUUCUUCUGACGGUCCCCAAGUCUGUCCCUACGAUGAGGAAAUUUUUCAGCUUCCGCAGCAGGAAAGGAUACUCUCGCACCUCCGCCAUCCCGCGGAGAGACUGCGGGGUCUCAGAGUCCGACACCAACGCAGGAUACCUUAUCCGGGACAAGGAUCUCAGAAAGCUCCACAAAGCUGCCUCGGUCGGCGAUGUGGCAAAGGUCCAGCAGUUGCUACUGGUUGGGAAGCACGAUGUGAACGGUUUGGAUAAAAUGAAGCGGACCCCUCUCCACCUGGCCUGUGCUAAAGGAUAUCCAGAUGUUGUGUCUGCCUUGUUAGAGGGAAACUGCAAACUAGACUUGUAUGACAAUGAAAAUCGAACACCUUUAAUUAAGGCAGUACAGUGUCAGCAAGAGGAGUGUACAACAAUCCUGCUUGAACAUGGUGCGGAUGUUAAUCGUGGGGAGUUAAACAACAACACUGCACUUCACUAUGCUGCUUCUGGUCAGAACAAAGCCAUAGCAGCACAGCUGCUUAAACAUAAAGGUGAUAUUGAAGCAAAAAACAAGAAUGGUUAUACACCGCUUUUGCUUGCAAUUACAGAAGAUAAUCAUGAUAUGGUAGAUUUUUUCUUAAAGAAUGGAGCAAGUGUGAAUACCUCGGAUACAGCUAAAAGAACAGCAGUCAUGAUUGCUGUCAGUCAAAAACCAAGUGGCAUAGUCAGUCUUCUUCUUCGAUAUGAUGUUGAUCUCUCUUGUCAAGAUACAAGUGGAUGGACAGCUGAGCAGUAUGCUAAUGUUAGUGGUUAUCCUAUUCAUCGCCAACUAAUUAAUCAAUAUGCAAUACAGAAGGAAUAUAAUCAGCACCUUUCAUCCCAAAUCAGUUGUUCACCGAGGGCUACUGGUACUAGAUUUACUUUGGGUGGACUUGCCCUGGACAAAGAAGAUAAAAAAAUGGAGAAAUCUCCAGUGCAGAAAUCGGGAGGAAAAAUUUCAGGGAAAGAGGAGAGAAGUUUUGCUGAGGAAUCUCUAAGCAGACUCUCUGACAAACCAGGGAUUGGUGAUUUCUGGCCAGCCAAAAAUAAGCAAGAAUUAGAUUUUACUAAGAAGGAAGAAAUAAUAAUAGACUUGAAGAAGGAAGAAAAGGAAGAUAGUGUAUUAGUCAAAAAAGAAACUAGAAAACAAACACCUCAUGAAACACCAAGUAUUCCCAAAGAACACAGUAUAUCAGCAAGAAGUAUUGCUAGAAAAGAUAAAUGGCAAAAAUUGGCAAAUGAUGCACUAUUACCUUGGAAUUUAAAGUGUACCUCUGAAAGUGUCCCCAAAGGAUCUGCCAGUUACAUAUUUGCAGCUACAAAUCAAACAAUAAAAGGUAGUAUUUCAAUGGGACAACUUAAAGAUCAUUCUCAGAGAAAACCUAUUUGGAAGGCCAUUCAACCCACUUUUCUCAUGAAAGAUUCUUUGACAAAUCAAAAAAUUGAAAUUGGAGCUAAGAAAAAACAAACGUUUCAUUUCAUGGAAGAAUUCGGUUUAGAUGAUAUUGAUGACAUUGAUGGUAUUUUUCUUUUUCUUUUCAUUACAAAUGAUUCCGAUUGGGAUUCUGCCAGCAUUUCUCAGAAAAAUGACACUUCCACAGAUUUGAAUUUUAAUUAUGCUUGCAAAUCAGUGGCACUGACCAAAAAUCAUUCAGGAUCCACUGAAUUUGGAAAAAUUACAUUUAAAAAAGAUGAAACAGUUGAAGCAGCUGCUGAAGCUGGAAGUAGGCCUGAGAUUGGCUUUAAGGUUUUAACUCUGGUAGAAAAACUAGGCCCCCAGAAGCAGAAGUUAGAAAGUGAACAAUUUCUAGAAAAAGAGGAUGGUAAAAAAGCAGACAAGAAUCUAACAGAUGUCUUAACAGAUUUAACACAAGAAUUGGAAUUUAAAAACUCAUCAGUGAAAGGCCAAGAAAGUUUUGUUAAAAGUGACCAAAAACAGGAUAAAGUUAUUUUAGAAGAAACCAACAUACCAGAACAAACAGCAUCUAAGAAACAAGUUAAGCCAAUGAGUUUUCCAGUUUUGCAUCUGAAAAGAAAAUCCCAAGGACCAGAACCCAAUAAGGGAUGUAAUGUCGAUGACAUGCAUUUAGAUGAAGAUCCAGAUUGGGAAGAAAAAUAUGAAAAAAUGUGGGUGGAAGAAGAGAAAAUGGAAGUCAAAAAGAAUUUUAAAAUCAUUACAACUGAGUUAAAGCAGAUGUUUGGUGAAAUUUGUGAAAAAGUUACAAUUGCUGAUCAGCCAACAGAGAAACUACAAGAAGUGGUACUACAAGAUGUCUCUGAAGAGGAAUUAAAGCAAUUACAGGAAGUAUCGCUUACUUUGGCAAAUGAUUCUGAGGAAAAGGAGAAAUAUGGAGGCCCUCUCAAUGUAGGAGUUCAGUCAUUUCCUGGACAAAUGGAAUAUGGCCUAAAAAAUGCUGCUUUACAGGAUUUAAAGCCCACUUUCAUGGGAAAUGUUCUUCAGUCAUCUUGUAAUCUAUAUUCAGAAAGUAGCAACUUACAUCCUAACAAUGAUAAUAAGCCAGAAACUGAAUGUAUCUAUAAUAUAAAUGACGAAGUUGCUCAUGAUGCAGAAAAUACAAAAAAAGCUGACUCAAAAAUAACUGUAUAUGAAAUAAAGGAAGAUAGAGCAUUUGGCAUGCAAAUGGAAGAAAAUCUCAACAGAAAUGACACAAACUUGGAAUCAGGUUCAGGAUGUUUAAUACAAUCAAGGGGUCUAGGAAGCCAUUCUGAUGUCCAGCUUACUAGCUUUGAUGAUAGGAAAUCAAUCCAAGAAAAAAAGCCUACACUUAUUACUGCAACAAAAUUUAAUGAGAAAACAAAACUAAAUGAAACUUUAUUCCAGAAUAGUGAUGAUCACAAGACUAGUAAUAUUACAACUGAAUUAAGACGUUGGAGACACUCCUUUCCAUUUAGUGACAAAUUAUCAAAAAUUCACCUGGAAAAGGAAUUAAAUAAAGAUUUGCAAAGAUUUAAAAGUGAGUUAGGAAUGUUGCAAGUAGAGCUCCAGACUUUAGAGAGAGAAAAAGCACAACUACAAAAAGAGGACAAAGUACAGAUGGAUACAGAUGAUCUUGAUGAUCUCACUCAGUCAUCUGACACAGUUACAGAGGAUUAUGAUUUGUCUCCUUCAAAUUAUAAGAAUGUUAUGUUAUUAAUCGAACAUCUUAAUGUUGAUUGCAAAGAUUCUGUUCACCUUCUGAAAAUUCAGGAUGCAGUUCUUACAUAUGAACGAUCAAUAGAACUUAAAAAAGCUCAAUGUUCAGAACUUGAAAGAAAAGUUAAGACUUUAGAAAAAAAGAUUAUUGGACUGCAGGAAAAAUUAUCAGAAACAAGAAAAAUGAAAUCCCAGUUUGAGCAUCAAAAAGUAGAAUGGGAUAGAGAACUCUAUAGAGUCCGGUUUACACUAAAACAAGAGAAAGAAAAGCAAUCAAGUAUAGAAAUGCUAUUUGAAAAAACUAAGGAGCAAUUAAGAAGAACAGAACAACAAUAUAAUAAAGAAGUACAUCUAAAACAGCAACUGGAAUUCAAGCUUAGAACUUUGGAUCGAGAACUGACAAGCGUAAGAAAUAAUUUUAGACAGGUUGAGGAAGAGCGAAAUGAUGUUCAAAGACAACUUUCUCAGGAGCAGAGUGCCAGAGCUUUGCAAUAUGAGAUUUUGAAUAAUCAUCUUUGGAAACAGAAAGAAAUAGAAGCAGCUACUUCCAAAAUGAUUCAGAGUUCUGAGGUUCCUGAUAGCCAUGAAAAAGAAAAACAUCUAUUGCUUGAAAAUCAAGCCCUACAGGAUGAAGUUGUGAGGCUCAAACUUGAACUGGAAACAUUAAAAAUUAAGAAUCUGGAAAAAGAAAAUCGAUAUGUUGAAGAAAAUGAAAUUUUUAAAAAAAACAAUGAUGAGCUUCGAAAGGAAUUAAAACUGAAAGAAGCCUCAUUAAGAGAAACAAUAUUGCAGUACAAUGGACAAGUAAAUGUUCUGACUACUGAGAAUGCAAUGUUGAACUCUGGGUUGGAGGAUGAAAAACAAAAUAGAGACAAACUAGAGAGAGAAAUUGAAUCAUACCAAAUGCGUCUAAGUUCUGCUAUUCUUGACAAUGAACGAAGUCAAACAUCGAAACUAGACCUUGAACAUAACUUCCAGCGAGAACGCGAUGAAUGGCUUCAUGUACAGGCCAAAUUAAAUGAUAACUGUGGUGUCCUUUCUCAGGAACUUUCUAAAGCAGAAAGUAAAGUUAAUAGAUUAGAAAAUGAGUCAUGUCAACUACGUGAUUCCCUCAGAGAAAAGAUAGCAAUUUUAGAAAGUGUACAGAGAGAAUUAAAACAAGCCCAAUAUAAAACAACAGAACUUAGGCAUAGAAAUCAAAUGGAUAGUGAAAAGCUGGAGAGAUGUAUUGUCCAACAAGAAUCCAUUCAAGAAAGAUUAGUUGAAAUCCAGAGUGAAAAUAUGUUGCUUCGAAAACAGCUUGAAGAUGCUCAAAACAAAGAUGUGAUUGAAGAAGAUGUGUUAAAGACUGUCCAGGUACAAUUUAGGGAUUUCUUCAAUCAACUUCAUGCUGACAAUGAAAAACAUGUUGUUGUGGUAGAAGAAAGAAAUCAAGAGUUAAUCAAUGAAUGUAACCACUUAAGAGAACAAAUGUGCAAAUAUGAAAAUGAGAAAGCAGAAAGGGAGGAUACCAUAAAGCAGCUUCAACAAGAACUAGCCGAUUCCUUAAAAAAACAACCCAUGACUGAAGCUUCACUUGAGGCUACAUCACAUUUUCAAAAUAAUUUGGAAGAUAAGAGAAAACUACAGAAAGAAGUAAACCAUAUCAAAAGUAAACUGCAAGAAUCUCGGGAACAGCAGAAACAGUCACAGAAAUUUAUUAAGGAGUUAGAAGAACAUAAAGAAAAGCUUGAAAUUGAAAAUGCCAGGUUAGAAGCUACAAUAAAACACCAAGUGGACAAAAUUGAGCACAUGCAAACUAAUGUUCUGGAUGCUACUUUAAUAAGUAAGGUUGAAGAACUUAAACAGCAUUUGGAAGCAACAGCUUUAAAAUGUAAACAAUUGGAAUCAAUAAAUAAAAAUCUUCAAGAAAAGUUACUUUAUUUGAAAUAUCUGCAAAAGAAAUAUGACCUGCUGGAAAGAAAUAAUAAAGAAUUGGAAGAACUCAUAUUUUAUCUUAAGCAUCAAUUAGAAAUUACUAAAUUAGAACACAGUCAAGUAGAGCAAUUUAAACAGGAGAUUAAAGAAGAAGCAAAACAAGAGAUUAUAGAAAAACUAAGAGAAGUCAACUUAUUCUUACAGGCACAAGCAGCAUCACAAGAGAACUUAGAACAUAACAAUAUGUCAAUAAGAAACCAAAUGGAGUGUCGUAUUCAAGAACUGGAGGCUGAAAUCUCCAAAAUGAAAAAUUCACACCAAACCUAUAAGGCAGCACUAGAAAGUUAUAACAAGCCUUACUGUGAAGAAGUAAAAAUCAAAGAAGCAUUGUCAAAGAAAUUAGACAGAAAUAAUGAGAGACUGGCUGAGUUGAGUUCCAGACCACAAAAACAAAAGAGUAAAACUUUAACCAGCAGUUUUACUGGAUGUCCAAUUCAGGAGAUGCCUCUUAUUGAGAAUCUUCAUUCUCCUAGUGUCCUCAAUAGAAGUUUUAUUCCAAGAGGAGAUUUAGGAUAUCCCAUGGGAAACCCAGUGUCUUCUCCAACAAGUAUGGCCUACUUGACAAAGAUGAGACGGGAGUUGGAAAAAAAUAUAACUAGGGAACUUCAUGCAGAUAAUGCUGAGCUUGAAUCUGGACCAUGCUGGGCUUCUCCCAUAGUACCUACUUAUCAGCCCACAGCAACACCAAAUCUGAAUCAGGAUCCAGUUUCCAGAGCAAAACAAGAAUACUUAGAGAUUUUAAAUAAAAAAUAUAUGCUUUAAAUAAAGAAAGAAAUAAAGUAUAAUUAUGAAAUGAGGCGUGAGAAAUAAUUUAUUUGGACCUUUAUUGUAUUUCAAUUAAUAUUAAUCAAUUUGACAGCAUUAUAUCAAAAUUCUAUAUAUAAGGCCCCAGAGCUGUAGCCUGCAGAUUCUAAAUUCAUUUGCUUAAUCAUAGAAAGUAAACUAGAGGCCCUCCAACAUUGUUUUUCCUUGUCAUGAUGACCAAGCCAAGUGUGAUAGACAUGAGCACUACAUGGAAAAUCCCCAAAAUAUUCCCAUACCUCCAGACCAAUCACCUGACCCUCUUAUGACCAUUUAGGUGACCGAACUUAUGAGAGCUUGUUCCAUU